AUUUCCUCAUGACUCUAAGGAAGGGAGGCUGCCUUGAACUGCGUGUGCCUUCCUGCCAUUGGGUAUAUUGUCUGUAAACUUUUGCUCAAAACCCAGCUUACGAUUCUAAUUACCGAGCGUCGAGUACAACUAAUUCUUGUUCUACACAGAACACGAAGGCAAGUAAGCCAACGAAAACUGAAAUGCGCGGAAAAGAAAAUUUUCUAGCUUUAAUUCUGCUCCUGGUCCAUUGUGUCUUACUUUCUCAGGCAGUGAUAUCGAUCGACAAUGGUGGUUACAUGGGUAUUGUUGUUGCAAUUCAUAGAAAUGUUCCUGAGGAUGAGCAGCUGAUAUCAAAUAUCAAAGAACUCUUUACUGAAGCUUCAAGCUACCUCAAUACAACAACUAAAGGUCAAGUGUACUUCAAAGACAUUAUCAUAGCUGUUCCAUCAACAUGGUCCAGUAAACCAGACUAUGAGAUUGUCCAAAAAAACUAUUUUCCUACUGCAGAUAUAAGGGUUGAUCAUCCAAAUCCUUACCACGAAAAUAACCCUUAUACUCUACAACCGGGUGGGUGUGGAGAACCAGGACAGUAUAUUCACCUCACUCCGACGUUUGUAAAGGAAUUGCACACAAAAACAUUAGAAAAAUACGGAAAUGCAGAGAGACAUCUUGUACACGAGUGGGCACACUUAAGGUACGGAGUUUUUGACGAAUACGGAUUACCAGGCGACCCUAACUAUCCUGCGUUUUAUCAAGAAAAUGACAAAAUCGUCCCAACAAGUUGUAAGCAGGGAAUCACUGGAUGGAUCGAAUCCAGUGAUGGCGGACCCUGUUCCAUUACAAUAGAUGGUACAGUUAAUGAAGAUUGUCGGUUUAUCCCGGACUUGAGCAAUGAGGAUGCUAAGGCAUCUGUCAUGUAUUUACCUUACAUUCCCUCGAUUACUGGGUUUUGUGACAACACAGAUAACCAGCUACACAAUUCUCUAGCUCCAACAAAGCAUAACAAUUUAUGUCAUAACCAGCCAACUUGGACUGUUAUCAAGAAGCAUCCUGAUUUUUCAAGACGUUUUAAAAGAAGUGUGGGCUUUACCAGCACGACACCCAAUUUUCGUACCGUACAAUCCCAACCUGGAAGUGAGGGUAGAUAUGUCUUGGUGUUGGACGUAUCCAGAAGUAUGAGCUUGUAUAACAGACAACCUAUAAAACUACUUCAUCGAGCAGCCACUAGAUUUGUUGAGGAUGUUAUUUCUGAAGGCUCUCAGUUGGGAAUAGUUUCAUUUAGCACAAACACUACAAUUCUUCAUAACUUGACUCAAGUCAACAGUGCCACUCGCAUGAAGCUGAGAAAUAGCUUACCUGUAAACAAUGAUCUCGGAGAUACAGCAAUUGGGAAAGGACUGGAGGAAGGUUUAAAGGUUUUAAAGUCUCGUGGAGAAACAGCAGAAGGAGGACUGAUUAUCCUUAUUACAGACGGAGAAGAAAAUGUAGAGCCAUAUGUUAGUCAAAUCCUUCCGAAACUACAGCAAGAAAAAAUUACAGUCAACGCCAUUGCUUUUGGCAAUAAGGCAACAAGAAAACUAGAAGACCUUACAAAGUUAACUGGUGGUAAAGGAUUUUUCUUUGCAGAUAUUCAAGGCAAUCAACCCACUAAUGCACUUGAUUCGGCUUUUAUGGACUCUGUCACCUCGCAAGCUGACUUAGAGUUUCGCCCUGUUCAGAUAACCGACACCAUUAUUCGGCUCAUUAGCUCCAAAACUAUAAAGAAAAUUACCUUAGAUAAGGAACUAGGAAGAAGCACAAUUUUUACUUUCACAAGUGAGGACGUCAAGUACAUUAAUAUAAUAUUAGUGAGUCCAAAUGGGAAAAUCUACGACGUUAACAGUCCUGAGUACACCAAAGACGAUCGAAUCAAAAUGAGAGUAGAAAUAAAAAUACCAGAUGCUGAGACUGGACAGUGGAUGGUAACAAUAUUAUGGUCAAAAUCCAUUCCCGGAGCUGUUUCUUUUUCUUUGACUUCUGAACCAAAAGAUCCUCGGAUCCAACCUGUUCGGGUACGAUCUUGGUUGAGUGUCGUCCAAUUGACGUAUCCUUCACAUGCUAAAGUAUACGCUGAAAUUAAGAAAGGGUACAAUGCUGUCGUUGGAGCCACUGUCAAAGCAACGGUAGACCGCCCCAUGGGGUCACCAGUUGAUGUACUUUUGAGAGAUAAUGGAGCAGGUCCCGACGUCACGAAAAAUGACGGAAUAUAUUCUGGAUACUUCACGCAGUUCAAUGGUAAUGGACGAUACGCAGUUGUAGCAAACGUCAUCAAUGAUGGAAAUGCAAAAAUCAGGCGUGGAAGCCAAUCGUCAUCUCUCAUUCCUAUUCCUAAAUUUAAAAACCUUGCAGAUAGAGAAAAGAAAAACGCCUCAGCAUCCUUUACAAGAGAUGAGUUCGUCGUGUCUAAGAAGCCUCCAGGACCUCCCGAAGUGGACGAAGAACCAAUCGAAGUGUUUGAAAGGACUUCAAAUGCUGGCGCUUUACGUCUUGAUAAUCAUUCUUCCAAUGAUGUUGAUAUAAUUCCACCCGGUAGAGUUACGGACCUUGUGAUAAUUUCUUCAGAGCAAAAAGAUGAACAAAAGCUUAUAACUCUGCGAUGGACAUCUCCUGGAGAUGACUUAGAUGUUGGAAAUGCUUCUUUUGUUGACUUGAGGGCCAGUUGUUUCGUAGAAGACAUAAUGAAACGUUUUCAUGAAGUGGAUAGUUUCAACGAAAGCCAUGUAAUAAAAGGCAGCCUGGUUCCUUUGCCACCCGGUGAAGAACAGGAAAUAACUGUGGAAGUGCCUGAUGCUAUUUGGAAUGCAAAACCAAACAGCACUAUCAAUUACACUCGUAUCGAUGUAUACUUCUCUUUGAGGAUAGUCGACGAAAGGAACAACUUGGGUGAUCUUUCUAAUAUUGUUGCUGGACACUUCAGAAAAAUUGCAUUCGUUCUAGUGGAAGAAGAGAAAUCUCCUAAAUGGUGGGUUUAUGCAUUCGGCAUUGGUGCAGCUACUCUUCUUAUUAUUGUUGUUAUUGUAGUUUCAUGUAGAAACAAAGGGAAAAGAAAUGCAUGUACAAAUACUUCGUUGACAAGUUCUGCGUAGGGUUCAUGAAAUCCUGAAAAUGAGGUAAUCUUUUCGCUACAGGCUGGGGCGUUAGUGAAUUUUACUAGCUAAUCACGAGUUUGCUCCAUACCUAACAGGGAAAGGAGUACUGAUCAUUUUCUGAAUGAAACUUUAUUGUUAAAAGUACUGUACAGUUUCACACCUAUAUUAAAUUCUAUACAGAUAUAAAAAGGUUUUUACGGUUGUUAUUUUUACUUUGAAUAAUGGAUUCUUAGAAAAUUUGUCAUGGCAUUUUGGCUUUGUAUUGAAAUAAUUUUGCGCCUCAGAUAUAUCCCCGCACAGUAGUCCAAAAAUAUUCAGCCGUAAAUUCCAGAUUUCCUGGACUUUUCAAAUCUUACCAGGUUAAUGGGCUCGAAUUUAUCUGUAGAAUAAGAAUUUAUAGUUUUAUAAUAUUAUAUUAAGGUAUAUCAUAUAAAAUUCUUAAUCAUUAUUGUAAACAUAAAAUUCAUGUUAUACAUUAUUGUAAACAUAAAAUUCAUGUUAUACAUUAUUAAACGUUUAUGGGCACCUUUCGUUUUUCUGAAUAUUUCAUUCAGGGAAUUUUUUUUGUGCGUGUUUUUUUCAACAGUAACUUUGACCAAGAUCGUUUAAAUCAUAAGUUUAGGCUUUUUCGUUAGUUAUUUUUAAGUUAUUUCAAAGUUUUAAAAAAUGGUUGUCAUAUUGAAUUACAAAGUCGAAACAGUUAUGUAUAUCAAAUAAGCCUAUCGCUUAGUAAAAAUGUCCUAAGGUCUUUACCGGUGUUUAGAGCUAUGCAUGUUUGAUUUAAAGCAAAGUAUUUUUGGUUUAAUAGCCUUAGUUAAGAACGAAGCUAUUUAAAAUAUAUCGUUUAUUAGGAAAAACACGUAUUCAUGUGUUUGGCCACUCUUCUCUUGGAUUAAGCAUAUAAUUUCUUAAUGUAUACAUGGAAACAAAAUAAAAAGGAAAUUACUGUGUG
This is a messenger RNA of Limulus polyphemus (Atlantic horseshoe crab), 4062 nucleotides long. RefSeq names its product epithelial chloride channel protein-like. The transcript has 14 exons. Bases 183 to 3107 code for a protein of 974 amino acids. The record is from RefSeq and is a predicted model, not a curated record. Lineage: Eukaryota; Metazoa; Arthropoda; Merostomata; Xiphosura; Limulidae.